AUGGGAUGUCCGCAUUCCUCGUCCCAAGAACUAAAAGACUGGGCCGGAGUCGAAAGCAUUUUACAGAAAUUUACUAAAGGAAGGUAUAAUCCCCUGGAUCUACAAUGUGUUCAAAGUUUGGCUGUGGAUUGUGAGAACUUUCGGGUUAUUCUGGCCGAAGACGGGAAGCAAGUGUUGACCGUGAGUGAAAAGAAAGGAAUGAGCAAACAAAUGAUUGGAAAAAAAGUUUUAUUUGUUGACAGGUACUCGGCAACCAUUGGCCAUGACCAAGAGACUGUAAUCGAGGACGACUCCAAUCACCGGGACCUCUGCAUUGUGUCGGGUGGGAGCAGUACACUUGACAGGAUAUUUGAUUUUCUCCAUCUAGCGCUGGAUGACACGAGAAAAACCCUCGCAAAAGACUCUCCACGAUACACCGGACCCUCCGUCUUCGAUGAAUCCACUGUCAGAGAGCAAAGCAGCGAUGAUGAGGAUCUUGCGGGUUCUAUAAUUGAAUCCACGUCUGCCCUUGAAGGCCAGAAUCUGCUCCAUGGUCCCAAUGUGUCCAUUCUAGCAACGUCAGAACCAGCUUCCUCGACUAAUCUCGGAUCGUGGACCAAGGACGCUACCGCAGGCAGUGAUAAGAUCAACCCCGAACUCAUCUCCGCCUUGAAAGAUUUCACCAUCGAAUACCGAGAUCCUAUUUUGCCGUGCAAGUCCAUUCUAUUGCCCAGAGAUCCCGUUUUUUCUGGGCGCGAGGACACGCUAGCAAGCAUUCGGCAGACCCUUGUAGUCUCUGCACAAGAGUCUGAAAAUGGGUCCAAUGGCUCUCUUGGCGAGAUAAUCCCGUCGCUUAACGUUUACUCUCUCUGUGGUCCAGGUGGAAUGGGGAAAACUUCCAUCGCCAACGAAUUUGUUCACAGGUAUGAGAAGGACUUCGACGCUGUUUUUUGGGUUGCAGCAGACGAGGAGAGCAAACUCUUUAACGGCUUUCGAGAGAUCGCUCUAAAGCUCGGCAUCAUUUCAAACACUGAUGGCAAAGAUCUGCCAGCAAUCCGAGAGAUGCUCUUAGCAUGGCUUGCCAACCCUCUCAGGUCAUAUGAGCAUAUGGACCACGUGAAACCAGAAAGAGCAUCUUGGCUCAUCGUGUUCGAUAACGUAGAUCGCGCUGAUACACUUGAGGAAUUUUGGCCAAAAGACGCUGCCGGUUCAGUUCUGGUUACCUGUCGGGACCCAUUGAUCAAAAGCUCCAUCUAUUUGAGGAACACUGGAAGCAUUGUUCCCGAGCUACUGGAAGAAGAGGGGAUAACUCUACUGCUUCGGCUCACUAAUCGUGAGAGCGAUGAGGAUGAUGUAAUGCAGGCGCCUAGGGUUGUUCAAGCCUUAGGCAGAUAUCCCCUUGCCAUUGCGCAAAUGUCUGGAGUCAUACUAGCUCGAGACCUCGGCUUUAACGAAUUCCUUGAGUUAUAUUCUGAGGAGACAGAACGACGAGAGAUUCUUGGAAUCUCAGAAGGACAAUCAGCUUCUCUUCGCAGAUACAAUCAGACGCUUGGUACUGUCUGGAACCUGGAUGACUUGAAAGAGGGCAGGGCCCUACUAGAAGUCAUAUCAUUCCUCGAUCCAGACAGUAUCCCAGAAUCGCUUUUAGAAAAGAACCCGGCAUGCAUGGAUUGGGAUCGCUAUCCCAAAACCUCAUUGGAAUACUCAAAGGCUCGUGCCGAGCUACUUUCUAGGUCGCUAAUUUACAGAAAUCGGGGCAAAAAGACCUUACGUGUCCACCGGUUGAUACAAGAUACUGUGAGGACUCAAAUGAAUGAUGCAACAUUCAACGAGGUAUACUCAAAAGUGCUGGACAUGCUUGGUGCUCGUUGGCCGAAGGUUUUCAAAGGCUUCGGGAAUGUACAAACGGACUGGCAACAAAACUCGGAGCUCUGGGCCCACGUUCUCUCACUGUUCAAGUAUCGGGAUCGUUUUAGCCCGGGCGCUGCUUACCUCGCUACUGCGAUCAAGCGGAUGCACUUUGCCCUAGAUGUCUUGAUAUUUAGCAUUUCAGAUUCUCGAUUCAGCGCUUCGCCGAUAAUCCUGUCCUUUUUCAGUUUCUUGAGAGACGCAGUGAGCGGAGAGGACCCAAGUCAUGAGCUGCAAAUGAUUGAUGCUACUUUCCACUACUGCCGAGGAGAACUCGGUUUGCAUAUCAACCACCGUGAACAUCCUUUGCCCGAUUUCAGCCAAUGCGUCAAAAAGCUGGAUACAUUACUAGGCGACGAUGCCAAGAAAGCUGAUUCAUUCUUUGGGGUCGCAGUGAACGAGCUCGGUUGUGCCUACUUGAUGAAUUGGAAGAACGAUGAGGGUCUGGUUGAAUUCGAGAGAUCACUCACUAUUCUCCAGAACCUGAGCCAACCUUCAGCACAGGAGAUUACUAUGGCCCAAAUCAAUGUGGGAUUUGUUUAUGGUUACCUUGGACGGUAUGAUGAAGCUUUGCAGAUAUUCGAGGUUGCCUUGAAGGAGCGUCAUACAAAGCUAGGUCAGGAUGACUAUUCCUCCUUUGUGAAUGGAAAAUUGUACAUGGGCUGGGGGAAUGUUCUGGCUGCACAGGGUCGGCUUGACGACAGCUUCAAAUUACACGUCAAAUGUCUGGAGCAUUACAAACGUUCGGUUGGCAAUUCUCACCAUCGAACUGGUGACGGGUGUGUAAAGGCUUCAGAUCAUUUUGCUCGCACGGGAGACGGCCCUACAGCGUUAGCGCUGCUUGACCAAGCCCUCAAGAUCUUCAACCUUGACACUUAUCACAGACCCGAAGCUGCCAGAGCUCACUACAAAAAGGGAAAUGUCAUGAAGCAGAUGGACCAAGAAGACGAAGCCAACAAGGAAAUGGACACGGCUCUCGACAUCUUUAACAGUUUUGUUUCCCCUGAGGACCGUGCUAGAAGCAUCGAUGAGUUAGACGACGAGGACUUUGAUCAUUGGAUCAUGUUUUGGUCUCGUUAG
Penicillium concentricum is the source of this 2967-nucleotide messenger RNA. RefSeq lists its product as uncharacterized. Gene Ontology annotation, molecular function: protein binding; ADP binding. Lineage: Eukaryota; Fungi; Ascomycota; Eurotiomycetes; Eurotiales; Aspergillaceae. The coding region runs from base 1 to 2967 and encodes 988 amino acids. The transcript has 7 exons. The record is from RefSeq and is a predicted model, not a curated record.